AUGCUAACUCAGGCAAAAGUGCGCUACAGAACAACUAUAUUCCUCCAGGAAAAAUUGGUAAAGAUGGUAUGUGUCGACGAUAGAACUCGUGUAAACCCCCUUGUAUACAAAUUUCCUUUAGACGUACUGGCUAUCCUUCACAACCACAGUGCUUUAGCUGGUCUACUCGACGCCAAGGAACGGUUCGACGCACCCAAAUGUGAUCCAUCUACGCGAAUCGGAAUUAUCAAAAAGCUCACAAAUUGGGUUGAAUCCGAGAGUCAAUCAUUGCCAUCUUCUCUGUUGUGGCUGCACGGUCCAGCAGGAGUAGGGAAAUCGGCAUUAAUGCAGCAAUUGGGGCUCAUCAUGCAAGAAAAAGGCAACCACGCUGCGAGUUACUUCUUUUCACGCACCGCCGUUGGACGAAGCGAUGGAAAUUCUCUGAUCGUCACUUUGGCAUACCAGCUCGCUAUGAACUUUCCACCCAUUCGUGCGCACAUUGCCAGUAACCUGAAUAAAAAUCCGGGUAUCUUUUCAUUGUCGAACAAAGUGAAGAUGCAAUUGCUUGUUGUCGAUCCAAUCGAUAAAUUGUGCGCGACUAGUUUCUGGAAGCGUUUCUUUCGCGAGCGUUUCUUGAGAUUGCGGUCCACGAUGCAGAUUCCAAGACUUGUCAUAGUAGACGGUUUGGACGAAUGCGACAAUCAGGAUAUCCAAUCCGACAUUCUGUUACUCGUUGCCCAUGCCAUUUCCCAGCUUCGUCUCCCACUUCGUUUCAUCAUCGCAAGUCGUCCAGAGGCACACCUGUUAUCUUCAUUCAACAAUUCGAUAUUUGACAAGAUAUCCUAUACGCACAUUAAUCUAGGAGAAGACGGGGACGCUGAACAUGACAUCUUUCUUUUUUUAACCAAAGAAUUCAAGGAAAUUCGAUUAAACCAUCCCUUAGGCAGGCUCCUUCCUGACCCUUGGCCAACGCCUGCUCAAAUGGAUACGCUCGUAAUGAAUCUUCAGGAGGAUUUAUAUAUCCUGCGACGGUGCUGA
Molecule: messenger RNA, 1017 nt
Organism: Psilocybe cubensis
Lineage: Eukaryota; Fungi; Basidiomycota; Agaricomycetes; Agaricales; Agrocybaceae
Exons: 1
Coding region: 1-1017 (338 amino acids)
Source: RefSeq, a predicted model, not a curated record